Messenger RNA from Nerophis lumbriciformis (worm pipefish), 528 nucleotides. The record is from RefSeq and is a predicted model, not a curated record. NCBI's taxonomy places the organism in Eukaryota, Metazoa, Chordata, Actinopteri, Syngnathiformes, Syngnathidae.
AUGCAUUCAUCUCACACGCUGGAACUCUUCCCCGAGCUCAACGUGACGCAAAUUCUUUUUAAAGAAGUCCAAAAUGCAGCCGAACUGAGGAAAAACGCAAUAGAUGGGAAAAUCCAGGGCGCUCUGAUCAACCCAACUAUGCUAGUGAGUCCCUUCCAAAUGUUGGUGGCUGCUAAUAAGGCCGUCCACUUGCAGAAAACGAAUAAAAUGAAGACGAGAAGCUUGUUUUCGGAAAUCAUCUUCAAUCUGUCACCGACUAAUAAUAUCUCAGAAGCCUUUAAAAGAUUCGGUAUUUCUGACGGCGACGACUCCGUCCUGGUUGUUCUGAUCCAUGACAAAGAUGAAUCCCCACUCGUGACCGACAUCGCAACUAAAGUGGAUGGACUGCAAAUUCCAGUGGAUGAGAUGUGCUCAUUAUCAAACUUUGAAAAAAUUAAAAAGCUGUACAAAGUAACUCCUCAGGAGGAGAAGUGUGGAACACUCCAGGACGCAGUCAUAUGCAGAAUGGCCACUAAAGAUGUUAUGUAG